Sesamum indicum (sesame) is the source of this 2402-nucleotide messenger RNA. RefSeq lists its product as uncharacterized. The record is from RefSeq and is a predicted model, not a curated record. NCBI's taxonomy places the organism in Eukaryota, Viridiplantae, Streptophyta, Magnoliopsida, Lamiales, Pedaliaceae.
AAAACUUCCAUUUUUCCUUCUUUUCUGCGUUUAAGGCUAGAGUAAUUUCUAACCCUACAAUCUCGUAGGUUCGCGUUCUUUUCUCAUUCCCAUCUCGCAAUGUCUCCUUUCAUAGGAAAGUUUCCUAACUUUUGAAAAACUUUUAAAUCAUGUUUGAGGAGAAAGUAAAUGAGCAAGCAAUUGAGGACUUCCUCAUUGACUUGGCAGCUCUCUCUGAUAACUCAAAAUCCGAUCAUCCAGAGGAGAGAAGUGAAGAGGAGGUUAGUAGCAAAAAAAGUAAAUCUAGGAAAGAAGCAGAGAGGAGAAAAAUCGAGAAUAUGGUGGUUGCCUCUGGUGCCGCGUCCUAUUAGGAUUUUUUGAUCCUGUAUAAAAGAGGAGGAGUUAGGAGAAAUUAGGGCUAGAUUUGGGAUACUGAGGAAUUUUUUAUCCAGGUCCCUACUUCUUCUGAGCGUCCCCAUUCGCCUCCUGGGGGUUUUGUAAGUUUCUGUAUGGCAUAGCUAGAAAGGGGGUUACGAUUUCCCAAACCCCCUUUCUUUGCCAAAGUUUCCUUCCUAUUCAAAAUUCCUUUGAAUCAACUCAUUCCCAUGGCUUUCAGCAUUCUUGCUGGUUUUUAUAUUUUAGUAAGUAACUUAGGUGAAGUUCCAUCUGCUGCCCAAAUUCCAAUCUUUCUUCAUGCUUAAGAAGGCGAGUCCAGGUCUAUUCUACUUUACAUCUAGAGGUGAUGCUCAUUUGUUGCUUUCUAAUUCUUUUGUUAAGGAAUGGAAGCAUCAUUAUUUCUUCGUUUCUUCCCCUAUUCCAUGGGUCUGCCCUACAUAGUGGGUUUUAGUAGCUCUUGAUUCACCUAGGUACUCUACUCGCACUCACUCUGCUACUUUUCAAACUAGGUUAGAUUGUUUAAAUACUCUUCAUUUUGAGCCUCAUGAGUUAACCCACCCGGCCUUUUUCUUUCAUCUCGAGCUCAAUUUUAAAGAGGUUGUCCUGGAUACCGACGCUGUCAACAUGUUCAACAAACUAUUGCAAGACAAGGCUUUGACAGAGGGGAAUUUUCCUGGCUCUUCCUCCAAGUGUCCCAUAGCUAAGAGUCCUUUUUGACACCUUUCAGCUGAGCCUCCACUGAGAUCCCAAGGGUAAACGCCAAGCAAAGCCCAUGUCACCUCCUGCUAAGAAAACUAAGUCCUCCUCAGGCUCCUUCGUUCAACCUGCUCGCAAACUAGCCACUUAUACUAGUACUCUUCGACCUUCGUUAGUGCAAAUAAAAAGAGAGAAACUUGGUGCGAGUGAGACUCCAUCCUUACUAAAAGAAGAGGGUGAGAGCAGCCAGGCGGCCAACUGUGUCAAAGGGUUUCUGACUCCCUUGGAUAAGAGGUUUCUGGAGAGCCUUCCUCGUGAUCAAAUCAUGAACUUACUGGCUUUAUAUGCUAGCAAGACUGUCUUGCAGAUUGGGGACUUGCUAGAGCUUGGAGGAUCUGCUGUGGAGGAGGCCCAGAAGAAGGUGGAGGAGCUAGAGGGAGAUAUGCACAAAAAGGAGCGCCAAGAUGAGGCUAGCCUUACUUAUCUGAGAGCUAAAGUAUUAAGCUUACAUAGUCGCCUAGAGUAAGCAGUGCUGAAGCUUUAGAAUUACUCCUCUACUGAGGAAGGGAAGGAAAAAAUUGGAUGAACUGUAGACCAGUAGGCUGGCAGACUUCAAGAGGUCCAAGGAGUUUCAGCGUCUUCUUGCCAAUAACGCUUUAAGGUACUACUAUCAUGGGUAUCGAACUUGCUCGGGUCAGUUUUUUUAUACUGGUUAUACGCUCUUGACUACUCCCUGGACAUUCAUGCUGGCUUGGCAGAUGCUCCGGAGCCUGAUGAGGAAAUACCCCAAGAGUUUCCAGAGAGCCUGCUCAUGUUCCCCCUGAAAGUGAGGCUCCAACCUGUCUAGAAGAUCUCAUGGUAGAGGACGCUACCCUUUGAAGACGGUCCCCCUCAUGCUGGCUUGACAGAUACUCCGAAGCCUGAUGCGGAAGUACCUCAAGAGUUUCUAAAGAGCCUGCUUUAUACCCCCCCUGAAAGUGAGGCUUCGGCCGAUCUAGAAGAUCCCAUGGUAGAGGACGCUACUCUUUUGAAGAUGCCCCCCCUGCUCGCGAUGAUAGUGCUACCCCUCCUGUUGAUAAAUGAAACUUACUUUCCUAUUUUCCUGUUUUCCAAAUAGUAUUGUUGCCACCUGCGUGAGGGUUAUGGAAGUGCCCGAUUGUGGGCUUUGAAUGAUUUUUGGAUUUUUAUUCCUCUUUUUACUUGUUGAUCUAUGCAAUCUCCUUGUUUUCUCUAUCUCACACGUCAGUGUUUCAAGUAAGAUUCCUGAAAGGAUCAAUAUAGCCUGAAGGGAAAACAGGGGAAGUUGUCUUCUUUCUGUUUUUAGAGAUUAA